CUAAAACUAGCGGAAAGGCGAUUCCGCUCGGAAUCCAUAAUAGCAUAAACGCACGAGCAGAAUUUCAAUCGGAAACUCGCCAGUCGGAAUCUCGCGUUUCCGAGCGGAAUCGUAAAAAGUUCUAUAAUAGGUACUUUGGUCUCAUCGAUAACUUCGGAAGGAACUAUAUAAUCUGUUUGUCUGUUUAGAUGCGCAGUUAACGAGUUGUAUGAUCGUGUUGAAAUUAUAGCUUUCACAACGGCUUUUCCAACAGUUUUGAAGGCGUAUCUGAUCCACGAACUUGCUCGCCGGGCUGUUCCAGCCCAGGGGAGCAAAGAAAUGUCAAUACGGACGGCAGUUCAUAGACUUGUGCAAAAUGGUCGGAUCGUCCUACGCUCAUUGCAAAAUAAGCCCUAUUCGAACGGAUACGUAUAUAAACGUCUCAACAAGAUACACGUUGCGCAGGCGAGUGAGUCCCAAAAUAGCCUUCUUUGCCAGAAUAGUGGCAAUGUAUCAAGCACAAGCAGGCAUCUUGGUUAUUUGGGAACACAUGCACGACGUAUUUUUGUCGAUAACAUCUUAAAGAGAGUAACAAAUAGUCUUGCAGCUGAUUUACGAAGACGUGCAGCAAGCAGACUUGUAUUUGGUGAUUCUGCGCCAUUUUUUGCUCUUGUCGGUGUGUCAUUAGCAUCAGGCACUGGUAUAUUAACCAAAGAUAAUGAGCUGGAUGGAGUAUGUUGGGAAAUUCGAGAAGCAGUUUCUAAAUUACGUUGGAAUAUGCCACAAAAUGACAAGAAUUAUAAAAUUAUCUCAAAUGAAGAAAAUACUGUGACUUUACAAAACUUUGUGAUUGGACCCAUCAUUGCUAAAGGUUGUUCUGCAGCUGUCUACGCAGCAAGAUUUGUAGACGCUAAGGUGGAGAAAAAUAGCAAUUCAAUCAAUAUUGAUACUGAAGCAAAAGACAAAAAUACAUUCCCAUUUGCUAUUAAAAUGAUGUUCAAUUAUAAUACAGAAUCUAAUGCUGCUGCUAUUUUGAGGGCCAUGUAUAGGGAGACAGUACCUUCUAAAAAUUGUUGUAUAAGUAACAACAUAACUCAUUGGGAACGAAAAUUAAUAGAAAAUAAAACAAUAUUACCAUCUCAUCCAAAUAUUGUGGCUAUGUAUAAUGUUUUUGCUGAUAAAAUACCAAUAUUACCUGAUUCUUGGGGCAUGUAUCCUGAUGCUUUACCAACUAGAAUCAAUCCUCAUGGAUCAGGCAGGAAUAUGAGUUUAUUUUUGUUAAUGAAAAGAUAUGAUGUUACAUUGAAACAAUAUUUGGUAAGUCGAAAGGUUGAUAUGCGUGUAUCAAUAUUGUUACUUGCUCAGCUAUUGGAAGCGAUAGCUCAUAUGAAUGUGAAUGGCAUAGUGCAUCGAGAUCUGAAAAGUGACAAUAUUUUACUCGAUUUAUCGGAAGAAACUGAUAAUUGCCCAUCUCUGGUUGUAACGGAUUUUGGCUGCUGUUUGGCUGAUAAGGAUUAUGGACUAUAUUUGCCUUAUAACACUCAUGAUAUCGAUAAAGGUGGCAAUGUUGCAUUAAUGGCACCGGAAGUAAUAACAGCAAUACCGGGACCUUUCACUAAAAUAAAUUACACAAAAGCUGAUUUAUGGACAGUGGGCACCAUAGCAUACGAGAUAUUUGGCACCAAAAACCCAUUCUAUAGUGAAAAUGGUGAAGAAGUUUUAAAAAAUUAUAGUUAUACCGAAAGUGAACUUCCUAUGUUACCUGAGAAUAUGCCACCUAUUAUUAAUGCCGUUAUAAAAAAUGCAUUGUCAAGAAGUUUAUAUAAGCGACUUGAUACACAACUUGCGGCGACCAUAAUGCAACUUUAUCUAUGGGCACCUAGUUCGUGGCUAAAAAAUGUGGUUCAAUUACCAACUAGCAAUGAGAUUAUGCAAUGGCUUUUGUGUUUGACUACAAAGAUUCUUUGUGAAGGACGAAGUGCAGAUUUUUCUUCAUCACAUGGGUUACUCAGCAAUUCAGAAUAUAUUGAUGAAAGUAAUACAUAUAAACAAAUGAAUUCAACACAUCCUUAUGGAAGACGCACAAUGCCAGAAUAUCAAUUAAUUGCUAGCUUUCUUAGCAGGAUAACACUUGGUAAUAUUAGAAACGCAUUAAAAUGGAUAAAACAAAAUGUAUAA
This is a messenger RNA of Harpegnathos saltator (Jerdon's jumping ant), 2157 nucleotides long. It is a transcript of the gene Pink1, whose product is annotated as PTEN-induced putative kinase 1. Lineage: Eukaryota; Metazoa; Arthropoda; Insecta; Hymenoptera; Formicidae. Gene Ontology annotation, molecular function: protein serine/threonine kinase activity; ATP binding. The record is from RefSeq and is a predicted model, not a curated record. Bases 319 to 2157 code for a protein of 612 amino acids. The transcript has 8 exons. Gene Ontology annotation, cellular component: mitochondrion. Gene Ontology annotation, biological process: positive regulation of mitochondrial fission; autophagy of mitochondrion; protein phosphorylation.